GAUCUGUCAUCAUCCAGACUAUCGCCCGGGACCAGCGGGGGGGGGCGCUGCCUGCUGUGGGAGGUCUGGACCUAUCGCCCGGACCAGCGGGGGCGCUGCCUGCUGUGGGAGGUCUGGACCCACGCCCGGGACCAGCGGGGGCGCUGCCUGCUGUGGGAGGUCUGGACCUAUCGCCCGGGACCAGCGGGGGCGCUGCCUGCUGUGGGAGGUCUGGACCUACGCCCGGGACCAGCGGGGGCGCUGCCUGCUGUGGGAGGUCUGGACCUAUCGCCCGGGACCAGCGGGGGGGGCGCUGCCUGCUGUGGGAGGUCUGGACCUAUCGCCCGGGACCAGCGGGGGGCGCUGCCUGCUGUGGGAGGUCUGGACCUACGCCCGGGACCAGCGGGGGCGCUGCCUGCUGUGGGAGGUCUGGACCUAUCGCCCGGGACCAGCGGGGGCGCUGCCUGCUGUGGGAGGUCUGGACCUAUCGCCCGGGACCAGCGGGGGCGCUGCCUGCUGUGGGAGGUCUGGACCUAUCGCCCGGGACCAGCGGGGGCGCUGCCUGCUGUGGGAGGUCUGGACCUAUCGCCCGGGACCAGCGGGGGCGCUGCCUGCUGUGGGAGGUCUGGACCUAUCGCCCGUGCCCGGGAGGGCGCUGCCUGCUGUGGGAGGUCUGGACCUAUCGCCCGUGCCCGGGAGGGCGCUGCUUGCUGUGGGAGGUCUGGACCUAUCGCCCGGGACCAGCGGGAGGGCGCUGCCUGCUGUGGGAGGUCUGGACCUAUCGCCCGGGACCAGCGGGGGCGCUGCCUGCUGUGGGAGGUCUGGACCUAUCGCCCGGGACCGGGAGGGCGCUGCCUGCUGUGGGAGGUCUGGACCUAUCGCCCGGGACCAGCGGGGGCGCUGCCUGCUGUGGGAGGUCUGGACCUAUCGCCCGGGACCAGCGGGGGCGCUGCCUGCUGUGGGAGGUCUGGACCUAUCGCCCGGGACCAGCGGGGGGCGCUGCCUGCUGUGGGAGGUCUGGACCUAGCCGGGACCAGCGGGGGCGCUGCCUGCUGUGGGAGGUCUGGACCUUCGCCCGGGACCAGCGGGGGGGCGCUGCCUGCUGUGGGAGGUCUGGACCUAUCGCCCGGGACCAGCGGGGGCGCUGCCUGCUGUGGGAGGUCUGGACCUAUCGCCCGGGACCAGCGGGGGCGCUGCCUGCUGUGGGAGGUCUGGACCUAUCGCCCGGGACCAGCGGGGGGGGCGCUGCCUGCUGUGGGAGGUCUGGACCUAUCGCCCGGGACCAGCGGGGGGCGCUGCCUGCUGUGGGAGGUCUGGACCUAUCGCCCGGGACCGGGAGGGCGCUGCCUGCUGUGGGAGGUCUGGACCUAUCGCCCGGGACCGGGAGGGCGCUGCCUGCCUGUGGGAGGUCUGGACCUAUCGCCCGGACCAGCGGGGGCGCUGCCUGCUGUGGGAGGUCUGGACCUAUCGCCCGGGACCAGCGGGGGGCGCUGCCUGCUGUGGGAGGUCUGGACCUAUCGCCCGGGACCAGGGGGGCACUGCCUGCUGUGGGAGGUCUGGACCUAUCGCCCGGGACCAGCGGGGGGCGCUGCCUGCUGUGGGAGGUCUGGACCUAUCGCCCGUGCCCGGGAGGGCGCUGCCUGCUGUGGGAGGUCUGGACCUAUCGCCCGGGACCAGCGGGCGCUUGCCUGCUGUGGGAGGUCUGGACCUACGCCCGGGACCAGCGGGGGCGCUGCCUGCUGUGGGAGGUCUGGACCCAUCGCCCGGGACCAGCGGGGGCGCUGCCUGCUGUGGGAGGUCUGGACCCAUCGCCCGGGACCAGCGGGGGCGCUGCCUGCUGUGGGAGGUCUGGACCUAUCGCCCGGGGACCAGCGGGGGGGCGCUGCCUGCUGUGGGAGGUCUGGACCUACGCCCGGGACCAGCGGGGGGCGCUGCCUGCUGUGGGAGGUCUGGACCUAUCGCCCGGGACCAGCGGGGGCGCUGCCUGCUGUGGGAGGUCUGGACCUAUCGCCUGGGACCAGCGGGCGCUGCCUGCUGUGGGAGGUCUGGACCUAUCGCCCGUGCCGGGAGGGCGCUGCCUGCUGUGGGAGGUCUGGACCUAUUGCCCGUGCCCGGGGAGGGCGCUGCCUGCUGUGGGAGGUCUGGACCUGUCGCCCGGGACCAGCGGGGGGGCGCUGCCUGCUGUGGGAGGUCUGGACCUAUCGCCCGGGACCAGCGGGCGCUGCCUGCUGUGGGAGGUCUGGACCUAUCGCCGGGACCAGCGGGGGCGCUGCCUGCUGUGGGAGGUCUGGACCUAUCGCCCGGGACCAGCGGGGGCGCUGCCUGCUGUGGGAGGUCUGGACCCAUCGCCCGGGACCAGCGGGGGCGCUGCCUGCUGUGGGAGGUCUGGACCUAUCGCCCGGGACCAGCGGGCGCUGCCUGCUGUGGGAGGUCUGGACCUAUCGCCCGGGACCAGCGGGGGCGCUGCCUUCUGUGGGAGGUCUGGACCUAUCGCCUGGGACCAGCGGGGCGCUGCCUGCUGUGGGAGGUCUGGACCUAUCGCCCGGGACCAGCGGGCCUACGCUGUCCUU
This is a messenger RNA of Salmo salar (Atlantic salmon), 2549 nucleotides long. Lineage: Eukaryota; Metazoa; Chordata; Actinopteri; Salmoniformes; Salmonidae. The record is from RefSeq and is a predicted model, not a curated record.